AUGAAAAUAGCUAAUUUGAUAUCAAAGCUUCAUAAAUCCAUCUAUUAAUUUAGUGAUAUCAAUACUAAAUUAGCUAGCAUAAUAUUCACUAAUGUUGCAUUACAGAGUAACUUUGAUUAGAAAUUUCCUGGAGCCAAAUAAAUAUUUCAUUUUAAUGAGUAAUAGAAGGAAUCAAUAGUGAAGACUAAAAAAAAUUAAUAAGAAAUUAUCUGUAUAUGAUAUUGUAAUGAUAAGAGUUCAAUGAUUCUAAUUAUUUGGGUUUAUAUGUUAACAAAAUUUAUAAUAACCCUAUCAAUAGAGCAACAAGGUUUGAAUAUGCUUAUGUUGAAUUUGCAAAUAAAGACUAUUGGUAACAUAUGUAUGAGAUUGUUGGUACAAUGGAUCCAAAAUGUAUAAUUAUGUAUUAUUGAUUAAGCUUCAACUCUUAUAAUUAGAAUAAAAGAAGAUGUUUUGAAAGAAUGUUUAGAAUGUAAUUUAGACACUUUGGAUUAACAUAAGGGUUUAUUCAUUCAAAAGAUUGUUAAUAUUGGGAUGAUUACAUUAUUUUAGAUUACUUUAAAAUAUGAAAAAACCUUGUAAAAGGAAGGGAUAACAGAAUUUGCAUUCUGUUGUUUGUAUUCAAAAGAAGACAUUUUCACUUAUGGUUAGAAAACAUUGGUAUGAUGUUAUCUAUAACUUAGUUGUAUAAGUCAAAAGGGAGUAUUCAUAAAUAGUUGGGUUAGAGAUUUAUGAUUCAUAGACCUGAAGCAGUAAUAGGGGAAGUAUACCCUAAACUGGAAUGAU
Molecule: messenger RNA, 783 nt
Organism: Paramecium pentaurelia
Lineage: Eukaryota; Ciliophora; Oligohymenophorea; Peniculida; Parameciidae
Source: the annotation of a GenBank genome assembly